GCGCAACCACGAGCACGUCCGUCCGCGCGAGCGGGCCAUGGUCGCGAGAACCGAUGAGAGCAUGUUCGGGUGCUAUGGUGACAGCUACUCGUACCGCCUGUGGAGCCUGGCCAACGUGUGGGGCGCUUGCCGAUGUGAGUAGUGCACCGUCGGCGGCCCGCGGUGCCCGUGCCCCUUCCACUUCCAAAACUGGGACUUUUGCCGCUGACGUCAGCGGAGGCUGUGAAUCUCGGUGUAGUACGUGGUAGAUGCGAUCCCACCGGCGCGAGGUGCGCGUCGCGGUGUCAGUCAGUAGCGGCUGGUGGGUCAGUGCGUGUGUCGCGGAGCCCGGAGUCCCGCUCGUGUCGCUCGAUGAAAGUGCACAGCUCGCUUAUGGGAGUUGGCGGUUGGUACGAAUGCUUGGCGGCCGGUUGGCUUGCGGACAUGAGGAGUAAGCAGGUGCCCACGUCUACCACCUCGGCCAGGCGGCUCGCGGCCUUGAUCCGUCCGCUGGCAGGCGGAGGGUCGGAGGGCAAGCCGUCAGAGGAGGAGGAGGAGCGCGGCGGAUCGCCGCUGGGCCCCGGCGGCCCCUUCACCUGCAGCCAGUGCCGCGGCGCGUACCCCACGCGCGAGCAGCUCGAGCGGCACGAGACGCUCCACUCUCCCAGCACACAGGUGGAUACAGUCAAAUAUACAUGCAAGAUCUGCCACAAGAGUUUCGCGAACGUGUACCGUCUGCAGCGACACAUGAUCAGCCACGACGAGAGCGCGCUGCUGCGCAAGUUCAAGUGUAACGACUGCGACAAGGCAUUCAAGUUCAAGCACCAUCUAAAGGAGCACCUGCGCAUCCACAGCGGGGAGAAACCUUUCGAAUGUGCCAAUUGCGGAAAAAAGUUUUCGCACUCUGGAUCCUACUCCAGUCAUAUGACCUCUAAAAAGUGUCUCGUAAUGAAUUUAAAAAUGGGAAGAAUAAAGGCCAAUAACCCAGCGUUGAAUCCAGACCGAAGUCCGUCUCGAAAGCGCGGCAAUCCCAUGGUUACGUCACAACUUAACAACAACAUCGCUCCCAAUGGGGGCAUAUUCCAUCCCAUUCUUCCGAAGUACAAUGAAGCGGCUGCGUUUUUCGCUUCAAUGUCGUCGCAAGAGAACAAUUUUCAUCGACCGCCGCUCGGGCAGACCGGUCUUAAUCCUUUCUAUAUGCCUCCAGGAAUACCAAUCAGUCCGGCAAGCGGUAUAGCCCCGUACACUCUGAAUGCAACUAUAAGUCAAAUCUUCGAGCAAUGGGCUUCCUCACAGUAUUCGCAUAGAAAAAUAGAAAACGCCACAAGUCCAAAACAUAAUAGUCCCACGCUCGCCGAUCCUGAAGAUUUAAUCGAAGAAGUGACCGAAGAGGACGACAAGCGUUCUGAAGGCAGCGCGGAGCUAGUGAUGGAUAUAGAGGACGAUGAAGCCGUUACCAUAAAGAAGGAACAAGAAGAUCGGGAGCCUGAUCUAAGAUCGCCGUCUCGCAUUUACGAUUCCGUCCCUGUAAAUAACAACGGCCUUAAGCCCGACAACAAUCACUCAGGAUUUAAUACAAUAUUAGAAUCUGUUAAUGAAUCAGUGACUAAACACUUCUUUAGUGCGAAUAUGGACAAACUGUCACCCAUGCCGGAUAACAUGGGCCCUGGCGUAGAAUCUCCACCGACGCCACAUGUCAUCAUUAAAGAAGAGCCUGAAGACCCCUACAGAUGUUUAAAAUGCAACUCUAUUUUCAAUAACAAAAGUGAUUUCAUGGAGCACGAAAAGUCUCUUUGCGGAAAUUUAUUCAGAAAACAUGAAAGCUUGGCAGCUCAAGUAGCCGAAACGGUAGCUCUGAAUAGGAUAGAAGCUGAAAUGCGUGUGUGUGCCUCCGUACAAAGCGGAGUGAGCGCCAGUGAAGACGAAGACUGUAAAGAUGAUCGUGAUGAAAAAUUGUCAGUACAUGAUAGCGACAGGAAAAUCAGGGUGCGAACGGCCUUAAGUGAGGAACAGCAAACGGUAUUAAAGGAACAUUACGCCUUAAAUCCCAGACCGAAUCGUGAAGAAUUCAAAAGAAUAGCUCAAAAAAUCGGUCUUGACAACAGGGUGGUUCAAGUGUGGUUCCAAAACAACAGAGCCAGGGUGCGCAGAAUGACACAAACACUAACCGCGUCUGAUCAACCUUUAGACCUCUCCACGAAGAAGUCCAACCCGUCGGUCACGUCCAGUCCGUCGCCGUCGCCGUGCAGCAUUUCAGUAACACAUUCCGACUCUGAGGAAGCGGUGAAUCUGAGCCAGAAGUCAUCGCGCAGCACGACGCCGCAACGCAUCGGCUACACUCACGCGUAUCCACAUUCCAAUUGCUCCUCAUCUUCGUUCACUGAUUUUCGGAUGUCGCCUUCGCCAGGCGAAAUUAUUAACGGACAAAAACGGUUACUGCCGCAAAAGUUAAAUCCAUUGGUUCCAAUGGAAAAGCUUUUACAAUACAACGACAUGGCUAACGGCAGGUCCCCUGUCCUGAACAUGCACAUGUCAUCAGACAUCACGCGACAAGGCAGUCCAUCUUACGAGCGACCCCAAUGGGGGGACGAAACGCAAGCUCCAAACGAGUUCGACGACGAAGCCACUGUACUUAAGAAAAGUAAGCUCAAACACAGCACAGACAUUAAGGAAGGAGAAGGGCAGUUCGUCUGCGACCAAUGCGACAAGACUUUUGUGAAGCAGAGCUCUCUGGCGAGACACAAAUAUGAACAUUCAGGCCAGCGUCCUUACAAAUGCAUGGAGUGUCCGAAAGCGUUCAAGCACAAACACCACCUGACCGAGCACAAGCGGCUGCAUACCGGCGAGAAGCCGUUCCAGUGCUGCAAAUGCUUCAAGAAGUUCUCCCACUCCGGCUCCUACAGCCAGCACAUGAAUCACAGGUUCGCCAUAUGCAAGCCCUACAGAGAUUAGACGCGGCGUCGCCUGUCUCCAUAGCACAAAAAUCAUUAUAUUGUGUAAAUAUGCAACGAAAUUUGAUUCAUGAAGAUUUUUGUAUUAAUAUUUUGAAGUAUCAACGAAAUACUGCAACGAAAUAGUUGGUGUUGUGCCAAAUACCUUCUCAACAUGUUUUGAUGCGGCGAUUGAUAGAGAACAAAGAACUAUAAGUAACGAGAUGGCAUGAAACUGAAAUGUGUAAGUCCUGUGCGGAUACUGAGACCAAGUCUUAACCGGCAGGAGUGUUAGAGAAAGGACGGGAAUCUCUUUAUAAUACUCAUGUGUUAAAGUAUUUAUCGCCCGGUAUUUUCAUUUCAAAUCAUAUUUAAAGUCAUUGCUCAACAUCAUAUUUUUAUACAGUAGGAAAUAAUUUGUAUUCCCUAUUUAUAAAUAGUGUCAAAUAUACCAAAAAAUGUGCCAUACGAUGAGCCAAAUUUUAUAAUUUACUUAUUUUUUAGUUUUGUAUAGUUUAACGUAAAACCCAAAGGCCAGUACCUGCGACAGAAUACUCGGAUAAUGUAUAUUGCUUUAUUUUUAUAUAGUUAUGGCCGUUUUGUUUAUAUAAGAUACAACGUUGACGAUGAGGUGCCGAUUCAGUUCCGAAUGAAGUGACUCAAAUAACUUAUUAUGGUCCACUUGAGCCUGAACAGAACCCGCGCCUGAUCGUGCUGUCAUCGUACUAUGCAGUUUAUUUUUAAUCGUUUAAAUAGAAAACAAAGAUGCACCUGCAACGGUCAAUGCAAAUAAGUUUACGGGAGUGCGCGAGCGCAUAAGGACAAUGCACGCACACGUGCACUCCUAUUGUGAUGACAAUAUUCUAGAGUUAUAAACAACAUAAUAUAUUUAUAUUCAAGUAAGGUCUCUAACUCAUACACUAAUACGUAACAGUAUACGUACACAAUAGGACAAUCUAUAUUCGUUGAAACAUUUCUAAACGCUUGGCUUUCAAGUUGUGCUUCAUUUUUUUUUAUUUCUUCCACAAAUCUAAUCGUCUCUUCAAAUUCUAUACUAUGUUAAAAUAAAAAUAAUAUUAAUAAUUAUAAAAUUUUACUCUAAGCUUCUCUUAUUGUAACGUUAAAUGUUUAGAUAGAUUCAAUCUUAAUUAAGUUUAAAGCAUUCCAUAAUACUCCUAUGGGAUCUCUGCUGUGUUUACAAAACUCUUUCGAUUAGUCCAAAGAUAGUAUAUAAUAAGUUGUAAAUAUAUAUGUAUAUGUAAAUAAUAACGGAUUUAUGUGUAAAUAGAAUCGCUUUAACAGAACAUAGCGUGUGCGGGCGGCAUGCGGCGGCAGGCGGCGGCCCGCGCGCGCCGCGAACACGAGACAAUAAUGCACUUCCGAUAACGAACACAAUAGGAUAAAGAUAAUGUUAUUGUAAAACUUAUUGAUAAUUAUAUCUUAUAGUACAUAAUAUACAGUAGCAAUCAACCAAUCGCUAUCCACUAUCGAACAUCUCUAUUUUUUUACACCAAAUAUUUUAUCUCGUGCAUCAGUGCGUCGCGUCGGCGACGCUCUCACGACCACAAAGCGCAUUAAGUUCAUUGUUGUUGUACUUAAUUUGUUCUUAUACUCCGCUCAGUCGUUACACAUUAGCUAAUGCCUAAUGGCGCCUACAGAGACAGUGUAUUCAAUAUUCAUCGAUAUAUUCCAUUAUCUUGCCGUCAAACCUAAUCAAACUCAUUUGUUAAUCACAACAGUAUGUUAGAACAGAAAGUUCCUAAGCGAAAAAUACAUUUUAAGAAAUACCUAAUAUUAUUUCUAUAUUUUAAUAAUUGUAAGUAGGUAAUAAUUUUGAAAGGUUUCUAAUCAACGAAUUACAUAUAAUAUGAAUGCGAACAGUAUAUACUUUGUGAUUAUAGUUGCAGUGAUAGAGUUCAGCGCAGUAUUUGAAAUUAUUAUACGAAUCUCCAUUUAGCAUAGUUGUUCAACCGCGAUGUUCAAACGUAUUGUAGACGCGACGAGUCCCGGCCCCGGCCGCAGCGCUGGCCAGUGGCCUGCGGAGCGCAGCGGCCGCGACUGGGCACGCUCUCAUCCACGCUCUGUAGUCUGUACUAUACAACAGUAUUCUACAAAAUCCAUCGCCACACGAAAAUAUGUACCUACCUAUUAUACGUACGCGAUAAAUGAAAAAAUAUCUAAUAUACAUACCUAUAUUUAAAUUAGUUAUAAUUGGACAUAAGCAAACCUGUUUGAACUAUUUCAUAUUUUAUUGUAACUUUUGUUUAAAUUAAUUAAGUAUAAGUGAUUUCCAAAUUACGACCGGUGGGCUAGAUAAACCAAAGAUUACUUACGUGAACGGCACGCGUACCCUGUAAUAUAUAACGAACGCGUCGUAGAUAAUAAGUUAGCUUUAGUUAUGUGCCAAAAAUAAUUUUAAGCUUCGAAAUGAACUUUUUAUAAUAUAAAAGAUUUUAUUUUUCACAAGGAAUGGCAUUGUACUGUAUAGUUCGGUUACAUGUGCAAUAAUAUUGCAUUGUAGUAUUUUGAUCUUCUUGUGAGUGUAUAAUAAGAUGCAAGCGAAAGUGAAUUCCUAUUGCCAUAUUUGUGUAUGGGUGGUUAUUUUCUAUGACAAGUAGCUUCGAUUCCCCGGAGUUUCCAUACAAGGAAUACGUCUCUAUGAAUUAGUGUCGUGGACUCUAAUUGAAUAUGAUCAUGUAUUUCUUAAUUGUUUACGCAAUCUGAUAAUUAGUUAUAGGUAUUAACGUUGUUUAUACGUUACGAAAAUUCCGCGUGGAAUCUAAAUUGUCAUAGCGAGUACAAGCCCUGUUGUAAUUGUGAGAUGUGUGUGGAGAGAGUAGUGAGGAAUGUGGUGCCACGUGCCAACGGUUGCUGAACAUUUGUUAUAAUAAGUACUUUAGAUUGUUAAACUUACACAUAGAUUAACAUGUGUUAAAAUAUUGCCUAUAUAAAUUAUAGUAAUUCAUUUUACUUGAUAUUAUAAUGUAUAUUGAAUUUAUGAAUAUUAAAAAUAUAUAUAUUGACAUUUCAAUGCAAA
Manduca sexta (tobacco hornworm) is the source of this 5946-nucleotide messenger RNA. It is a transcript of the gene zfh1, whose product is annotated as zinc finger protein 1. The transcript has 4 exons. The record is from RefSeq and is a predicted model, not a curated record. Lineage: Eukaryota; Metazoa; Arthropoda; Insecta; Lepidoptera; Sphingidae. Gene Ontology annotation, molecular function: RNA polymerase II cis-regulatory region sequence-specific DNA binding; DNA-binding transcription factor activity, RNA polymerase II-specific. Gene Ontology annotation, biological process: regulation of transcription by RNA polymerase II; anatomical structure development. The coding region runs from base 352 to 2931 and encodes 859 amino acids.